AUGGCGGAGCCGAGCCCCGGCCCCGGCGAGGAGCAGCAGCCGCAGCCGGGCCCCGCGGGCAAGGAGGAAGCGGCACCGGCCCCUAAGAAGCGGCGGCUGGCCGCUGGGGAGCGGUACGUGCCGCCGCCGCGGAAGCUGAGCACGGGGGUGAGCUUCGGCGCCGCGCACUUCGCCGAGACCUCGUACUACUUCGAGGGGGGGCUGCGCAAGGUGCGGCCCUACUACUUCGACUUCCGCACCUACUGCAAGGGCCGCUGGGUGGGCCGCAGCCUCCUGCACGUCUUCAGCACCGAGUUCCGCGCUCAGCCCCUCGCCUACUACCGCGCCGCCGCCCGCGCCGGCCGCCUGCGCCUCAACGAGGAGCCUGUGCGGGACCUGGACGUCGUGCUCAAGAAUAACGAUUUCCUCAGGAACACCGUCCAUCGCCAUGAGCCACCAGUCACUGCUCAGCCCAUCCAGAUCCUGGCGGAGGACCAGGAGGUGGUGGUCGUGGACAAACCCUCCUCCCUGCCUGUACACCCCUGUGGCAGGUUCCGUCACAACACGGUCAUCUUCAUCCUGGGCAAGGAGCACGGGCUGCAGGAGCUGCACACCAUCCACCGCCUGGACCGCAUGACCUCGGGAGUGCUCAUGUUUGCCAAGACUGUGGAGGUGUCCAAGAGGAUUGAUGAGCAGGUUCGGGAGAGGCAGCUGGAGAAGGAGUACGUCUGCCGUGUGGUGGGGGAGUUCCCGGAGCACGAAGUGGUCUGUGAGGAGCCCAUCCGGUUGUUUCUUAACAAAGUGGGAGUGUGUCGUGUGGACCCCAAAGGGAAAUUCUGCAAAACCAUCUUCCAGAGGCUCAGUUACAACGGGAAGAGCAGCGUCGUCAAGUGUCUGCCCCACACGGGCCGCACGCACCAGAUCCGGGUCCAUUUGCAGUUCUUGGGGCACCCUAUAGUCAACGACCCCAUCUACAACAUGGAAGCCUGGGGCCCUGACAGGGGGAAGGGGGCAAGAUAGACAAAACAGAUGAAGAAGCUGCUCAAGGCACUGGUAGAGGAACAUCGUUCCAAACAGAGCCUGGAUAUCUUGGGUAUUAUGGAGGAGGACUUGAACUCUAAUGCUGAAAGUAAAGACUGUGGUGAUUCAAGUGACUGCGCAAAGCCUGUGCAGGCUGAUCCCAGCAGUGGGAAUUCCUGCCCUGCUGAAGAUGCUCAGGAUGCUGAGAGGGACACUCAGGAUGCUGGGAGAAAGGACACAGCAGCCUGUCCACUGAAGCUCUGAUGCAACCUGGAACCACUUGAAAGUAAAGAGCACAAUUCGUGUGAGAAUCAGGAUGGGGAAGUGGGAGAAAAAGUUCAGGAGAGAAGGACCCUCUGUGUUGUGGAGUGCAAGAUGAUAAGGCGGGACCCAUCUCCCAAGGAGCUGGUGAUGUACCUGCAUGCCCUGCGCUACAAGGGCACAGGGUUUGAGUACUGCUCCAGGAUGCCCGAGUGGGCAGCGGAAGACUGGAGGAAUGAGUGAGGAUGUGGGACCUCUAUGGACAUUUCUGGCCAGGAAAAGCAUCUUGUAAAGACCUAAGAUUUACUUUCCCAGUGUUGGUUGAGGUGAACAAACUGCCUGUGGCUUGAGGUGGGGUUGGGAAGGGCUGCUGGGGCUGCAGAACUGCCCUCAUGCUGUAGAGGGUGAGCACAAGGUGGGGCUACCAACACACCACUGGCUUUAUGUUGCCUAUUGGUGAACCAGCACUUCAGGGCAACAAACACAGCUCAGGCACGGGCAGCUUUGCCUUUCACCUCCAUGUAACCUGGGGCUGCUGCUGAUCAUCCACACAGAUACUAGUGCAUGCACUGAACAUCAGCACCUGAGUGUUCUUCUGGCCUCCUGUGUUCCUGUAUCUGACACCAUGAGCUGCUGGGCUGUUGUUUGAUGUGCUGGAUGUCAUACACAAAACUACUUGUACUGUAUUUUAUUGUCAGACUGAUUGUAAAACUCAAACCUUAUCACUGAGAACACCCUGAGGGAAAAGCAGAGCACUGUGAAGCUGAUCCAUCUGGUGCUGGCUGUCACCAAGGUGGACUUGGCUUUGGAAUUGCUCUUUCUGUACUCCUUUGGAUAAUUACUUAAAGUUAGUAACUCUAGGGAGGAUCUCUUUAUAUUGGGCCUGGUUUUGGAGGUGCUAAUCCCCAGAUUUGUCCUUAUGAGAUUUAUAAGGAGACUGGUUAAGAUGAUUUUUGCCUUUUUGCUACCUCCCCUGUGACCUGUCUCCUGCCUUCUCAAACACAUCUGGCUUCUCUUGAGAGCCUGUCCACCUCUGUCCCUCCCUGCAAACAUCUUCAUGCUUGAGCAACGAUCCAAAGUAGGGGUCAGGCUGCUGUUUUAUUUUAAUGUACUCCAGGCAGGAGAUGUGGAAUUUUUAAUAUCACUUCAAUGUGACAGCUUUGAAGAAAAACAAAAGCUGCUUUAUGAAGCAGAAGACUUCUUAAUAUACAUUUUAUAUUAAUAUGUGUCCAAGAUGAUAAAUAUCACUGUAGUUCUUACUUUCCUCAGUGUUCAUCUGGUUGCUUCUUGGCUUCUGGGGGGGGGUUUAUUUUGAUAAUUCUGCUGUCUCAGGUUCUUUUUAAUCUUUUUUCCCUCUUUUCCAUAUGUCACUGGGGUGACCUCAGCUCCAGUGAGUGCUGCAGACAAUCAGAACCUUUACUGUGUUGUUUCAGGACUGUUUGCAAGCUGGUUUCUAGCCCAUUGCUCCAUAUCCACCUCUCUCCACCCCUACUGGGGCACAAGCAUCUUGUUCUAUGCUUCUAAAAUAUUAAGCCUUUUGUAAAGGUGAAGAAAGGAAUCCAGAAGAGCUGAUGCUGUUCAUAUCGUGGAUAUCAACUGGAACAUGGCCCAGUCUUGGGGUGAGCUUUGAAAGUCCUCAGGAUCAGGACUUGUGUACCAAACCAGAAUAAACCCCUGCAUACCUCUUCCAAUAGCUCAGAGACACCAAAGUGGUUUUUUAACUCUCCUGGAUCAUCCAGCUGAUGUGUUGAGUAUUCCCAUAAGAGUUCACUCAGGCUUGAGCUUUGCUCUUCCACAUCUCACCAUGGCUCUCUUGUCGUUGUAAGUUAACCACAGAUGCUAUUUUAUUCUUGCUAUUGUGUGUUAAGGUGUAGCGCAGAGCUACAGGAGCUCAUUAAGCAAAGGGGAUAAAAAGCCCCCUGUGUUUGAGAGAUGACACCAAAAACUCAUCCAGCUUUUCCAUGCACUGGAAUCCAUAUUUCAUAUAACUGUAAGUGAAACUUGGGCACCUUCAGUGUAUAAAUAAGGGUCUCUGCUGCUAUAUAGCAGCUUUAGAUGAAGGGAAAACUAGUAAAUUUAGGGGCAACAGUUUUAAAUUAGACUUUGAGGUGUCCCAGGUUAUGUUAUCUGGGGGUUUUGAGUCUUUUUUUUUUUCCCUCUAAGAAACAAGCAUCUGCAAGGGAUUUUCCUGACUUGUGCCAGCAGAUGGAGCCUGGAUGGUUGAAGGCCUGGAGCUGUGUUCCCUUUCUCCAGCUGUGCAUAAUGGCUGCAAGUAACAGCUUUUAAUUACCAAACCUCGAUGGUAAAGAAACCCCGGGGUUUCAAUCUGCAAGAUACUUUGAGCAAUGAAAAUUAAGGUUGAUUUCCAUAAGGAGCCUCCCACCAAUUGCAUCUACCUCAUCUUCAGUUCAGAGCUGGUGUCCAGCCAAUAUACCCUGCAAACAUGCACACAAGAAGUGAGUAGUUGGUGUUUUGCUAAUAGGGAAAGUGUGACUGUUAGAGAUGAUGUGGUAAAUUGCCAUCUAAGAUUAGAUCUGAGAUAAAUACCCUGGUUGUGGGAUGAUUGUAGCACAAAGUUAUCUGUACAAAACAUAGGGUUAUCUGUACACAGAGUGUAGGUCCCAGAAGAAGCCCUCUCUCUAGUAGUUUUAUUUUGGUAAGUCUUUUCAUGCUACAGCAAAGGACUAGGAGAAUGUGCAUCUCACCAGCAGCUAAAGCACUUACCUGUACAAAUAAACCCUCCUGGCAAACCCUGCUGGGAAUUUUGCUGAGCUUUA
Molecule: messenger RNA, 4037 nt
Organism: Strigops habroptila (Kakapo)
Lineage: Eukaryota; Metazoa; Chordata; Aves; Psittaciformes; Psittacidae
Gene: RPUSD2
Product: RNA pseudouridine synthase domain containing 2
Biological process (GO): pseudouridine synthesis
Molecular function (GO): pseudouridine synthase activity; RNA binding
Source: RefSeq, a predicted model, not a curated record